Messenger RNA from Ruditapes philippinarum (Manila clam), 1759 nucleotides. RefSeq names its product mitochondrial ribosome-associated GTPase 1-like. The record is from RefSeq and is a predicted model, not a curated record. Bases 74 to 1045 code for a protein of 323 amino acids. Gene Ontology annotation, cellular component: mitochondrion. Gene Ontology annotation, molecular function: GTPase activity; GTP binding. The transcript has 2 exons. NCBI's taxonomy places the organism in Eukaryota, Metazoa, Mollusca, Bivalvia, Venerida, Veneridae.
CGUCGUUUCGUGUAUUAAUAUUUCAAGCUUUUGAUAACAACGAAAUCAAGCGUUUACUUUUUUAUUUUGGACAAUGUCAAGAUUAUUUGGAAAUGCUGUUAAAUUCCGAGAUACAUUUGUUUUGCCUAAGUCAGCAAAACUACAAUGGUUUCCAGGUCACAUGAAGAGGGGAAUGGACCAGAUCCAGUCUUCUUUACGGGAAAUUGAUGCUGUAAUAGAAGUCCACGAUGCUAGAAUCCCGUUUUCAGGUCGGAACUCUAAUCUUAGACAGGUCAUUCACAUACGUCCUCACGUUCUUAUCCUAAACAAGUGUGAUCUUGCUGAUUUAUCAAGAAAGGAUGAAAUUGUAAAGAAAAUUAAGGGCGAAGGUGUAAAUAAUGUUCUGUUUACUUCGUGUGUUAGUAAACAUAUUACAAAAUACGUAAAGAAUGAUAUAAUUCCUAUGAUGUUACGAGAUGUCAAUGGUCGGGAAAGAUUCCGUACCGAUGUUUAUAAUCGAUACAACAUUCUAGUGAUAGGAGUCCCAAAUGUUGGCAAAUCAACUCUUCUAAAUAAACUGAUGGAAACAUAUACUAAAAGAAGAAAAUGUGCACAAGUUGGAGCUAUGCCUGGAGUAACAAGAUCUGUAAUGAAUAAAGUGAGGGUUAACUAUGAUCCAGACAUGUAUGUAGUCGACACGCCAGGAAUUUUGAAUGCACACAUACCAAACACGGAAAUGGGGAUGAGACUUGCACUGUGUGACUGUAUUCCUAAUCAUCUAGUAGGAAAGGAAGUUAUUGUUGAUUAUUUAUUAUUCUGGUUGAAUAAACAUAAGAAAUUCUCCUAUGUUGACCAGUAUCAAAUGUCUAGUCCUACAGAUGAUGUGAUGGAUUUUAUGAUGGCUGUGGCAUUGAAAAACAAGUUUCUACAGCCUUAUAAAGACGGUUCAAAUUCUACACAGACUAAAUACAAAAUUAACUUUGAAAAGACAUCAAGUUUUAUAAUCAAAGAAUUUCAGAGUGGAAAUUUUGGGAAAGUUAUGUUUGACGAUGAUUGCCUUACUUGAAGAUUCUGCUUCUGUUUCAAGGCAGUUUUUAAAUUCAACUUGACUAUUUAAAGAGUAUACAAAUACUCCCUUUCUUGGAAAGAUAACUUGAAAAAAUAGGAUUGUAUCUGUCCCCCUUUUUUUGCCUAAAUUUGUUUCAGUUUUUAUUUUCUUUAAUCAUGCAAAGUUUAAGAAAUUGUGUUCACUAGGUAAAAUAAAAUGUUUCAUAAAUAUAAAGGUAUGAAUAUUCAAGGGGAAGAAAUUACAUGUACAGGAAACAUCUUUGAAGGUCAUUGUAGGUCUCUUACAAAGACCCAUAACUCUAGCAGUCAUUUAGACUGAAUUAUACCUUUUGGUGAACUGAAAAAAAAUAUAGGUCAAGUUUUACCUGCAAAUUUUAUCUUAAGCACCAGGUAAUGUAUUCACUUUGUCUUAUAUUCACACAUGUCUCCUGGUUCAUCAUUGUAGGACACUGUCCAAGAACCAUUACUCUUAACAGGCAUACAUUUUCAUUGAAAUAUAGCUUUAUGUGAAGAUUCUUAGAUAAAGUAUCAUAUGCAAGCUAUGUGCUUAUAAAAAAGUAAUAUACAGUGUUUACUUUUAACUAGGAAUUUUUGUACUCCCUAUUUAUCUUGGUUUGAUAUAUCAACAUUUAUAAGAAAAAAGUAAACACACUGUAUGAUUAUAUGAAUAAUGUAUUCUUUUGUAAUGUGAUGUAUAAAAAUUUGAAAUACA